AUGGAGGGGCAGAGCGGCCGCUGCAAGAUCGUGGUGGUGGGGGACGCGGAGUGCGGCAAGACGGCGCUGCUGCAGGUGUUCGCCAAGGACGCGUACCCCGGGAGUUACGUCCCCACCGUGUUCGAGAACUACACGGCAAGCUUUGAGAUCGACAAGCGCCGCAUUGAGCUCAACAUGUGGGAUACUUCAGGCUCUUCUUACUAUGACAAUGUCCGGCCUCUGGCCUAUCCCGACUCCGAUGCUGUGCUCAUCUGCUUUGACAUCAGCCGACCGGAAACACUGGACAGUGUCCUCAAGAAGUGGCAGGGAGAGACUCAAGAAUUUUGCCCCAACGCCAAGGUUGUGCUGGUUGGCUGUAAACUGGACAUGCGGACCGACCUGGCUACGCUGAGGGAGCUGUCCAAGCAGAGGCUUAUCCCCGUUACACAUGAGCAGGGCACGGUGCUGGCCAAGCAGGUGGGGGCCGUGUCCUAUGUGGAGUGCUCCUCCCGGUCCUCGGAGCGCAGUGUCAGGGAUGUCUUCCACGUGGCCACAGUGGCCUCCCUUGGCCGUGGCCACAGGCAGCUGCGCCGCACCGACUCACGCAGGGGACUGCAGCGAUCCACACAGCUGUCAGGACGGCCAGACCGAGGGAAUGAGGGCGAGAUACACAAGGAUCGAGCCAAGAGCUGCAACCUCAUGUGA
Molecule: messenger RNA, 684 nt
Organism: Ochotona curzoniae (black-lipped pika)
Lineage: Eukaryota; Metazoa; Chordata; Mammalia; Lagomorpha; Ochotonidae
Product: rho-related GTP-binding protein RhoN
Exons: 5
Coding region: 1-684 (227 amino acids)
Biological process (GO): small GTPase-mediated signal transduction
Molecular function (GO): GTP binding; GTPase activity
Source: RefSeq, a predicted model, not a curated record